This is a messenger RNA of Meloidogyne enterolobii, 957 nucleotides long. NCBI's taxonomy places the organism in Eukaryota, Metazoa, Nematoda, Chromadorea, Rhabditida, Meloidogynidae. The record is from the annotation of a GenBank genome assembly.
AUGGGUCAAGAAGAUUCUAGACAAUUUAAUUCAGAAUUUUGUAAAAUGGCUCACGAUGUUUUUGCUUUACAACACAACAAUAUAUUUGAUUAUAUAGCUUUUAUUUUCCCUUGGAUUGGCAAAAAUAUAUUAGACCCUUUUGUUGCUUUUACUGGAAAGAUUAGAAAAGAUCCUUUGCAGCUUUUAAUUGGAAAAAUUUAUGAGGCUGUUAAACAAAGAAAGGAAGAAAAAAUGAAGGAGGGGGAAGAAAAAGAUGAAGAAAAUUUAAAUAAGAGAAGGGUUGAUUUUAUAGACCUGUUUUUGGAAUCAGAAGUGGAAAACAAUGAAAUUGAUUUAACUAAAAAUACUGGAAAUUACAGCAAGACUGAUAAGUUUGAACGUCAUACAAUUCUGGAAGAAAUUGUACUUAAUUGUGUCCUCUUCCUGUUGGCAGGCUUUGAUACAACAUCUAAUAAUUUGAGUUUAAUGGCACACUAUUUAGUUAUGUACCCAGAUGUACAAAAACGGUUAUUUGAGGAAAUUGAAGAAGUGUGUGGGGAUGGGGAAGAAAUGCCUAGUUAUGAAGAUUUGGCAAAAUUAAAAUAUGUAGAUGCUGUUUUUAAAGAAACUCAGAGACUUUGCCCUAUUGCUUCUGGGGUAACUCGUAUAUGUGAAGAAACAACAACUCUUGGGGGUAUAAUUAUAGAGAAAGGGACAAAUAUUUCUAUUGACUUGUUGACUCUUCAUAGAGAUCCAAAACUCUGGGGAGAAGAUGCUGAAGAAUUUAAGCCUGAAAGAUGGUUAAAUGGAGAGGAUCUACCAUUUUAUUAUCCUUUUGGUGGCGGACCUAGAAUUUGUAUUGGAUUGCGUUUUGCAAUAAUGGAGACAAAAAUGAUACUUGUUAGAUUACUAAAAACUUUUGAAUUGAAACGUUGUUUAGAGACGGAGGUAAAAAUAAAUCGAAAGCGAUAUUUUUAG